Molecule: messenger RNA, 864 nt
Organism: Caenorhabditis briggsae
Lineage: Eukaryota; Metazoa; Nematoda; Chromadorea; Rhabditida; Rhabditidae
Gene: Cbr-atg-5
Product: Protein CBR-ATG-5
Exons: 4
Coding region: 1-864 (287 amino acids)
Biological process (GO): cellular response to nitrogen starvation; C-terminal protein lipidation; autophagy of mitochondrion
Cellular component (GO): phagophore assembly site membrane; Atg12-Atg5-Atg16 complex; cytoplasm
Source: RefSeq, a predicted model, not a curated record
AUGGACUACGAGGUGAGCCGAAAAGUGUGGGAUUCGCAGAUCCCGGUGCAAUUCACACUGCAAGCCGGUGGACCGCUUGGAGAUCCACUUCCCUACUAUACGAUGCUACCAAGAUUCACCUAUUUGGCAUUGACACUUCCCAAGGUCCUCUCAAGUUUCAAUCGUCGCGAGAACGGCGAGACUAUUCUCGCCGAAAAAGUGCAUUUAGAAGUGAACGGUGCGCCAGUGAAGAUGUACAUUCCAGUCGGCGUCAUCUACGAUCAGCUGAAUCAGAAGAAUCUAGAAUCCGAAGGAAUUCUGGAGAUCCACGUAAGGACGUCCCAACCGGCCCCGCUCGAUUUUCAAAUGGUUUCUGUUGAUUCGAUGAGGGCAAUGUUCUGUCAAACGGUCAAAGAGGCCGAUUAUUUGAAGACAAAGGCAGAAGUGACGAGUAGUUUGAUGAAGGAGGAUAUGCCACAGUUAUGGCAAAGCGUUGUCAAUAACAACUUCGACGAGUACUGGGGAAUGAUUCAGAAGUUGAUGGAUCCGAAGGACGGGAAGGAUUUUCUGCAUGUCCCUCUAAGAGUCUACGUCAAAAAUCAGCCAUUCAAACAGGCUCUGAUCACUGUCAAACACCCCGAUGGAUCCCUCCGAACCAUUGGCGACGCGGUCUCGGAAAUCCUCCAACUCUCGACGUCUUCUGAAGCAUCGACACCAACUUCUGAAUCCUCUGCCACGUCAUCAUCAGAAGCUUCAUCUCCAGAUGACCGCCGUCUGAUCUCGCACGGAAUCGACGUCCCACGGCACACCCCAUUGAUUUUUGCGGCGAAAAACUUGUCCUACCCGGACAACUUUGUUCACAUUGUUAUCGCCGAGGCGAGAUGA